UGAACGCGGCAUGGCCCUUCGGAUGACCAACGGUUAGCAGCAGACGUGCGCCAUGGCCAGUGCCUUGGCGGCCAAACUGGGAUUCAACUCGCUGCUGAGAAAACCGCCGAGAAGCUUCCACGUCCGGAUCUGCACCGCGGAGUCAGACAUGGAGUUCAGCUGCGAGGUCAAGUGGAAAGGGAAAGACCUCUUUGACUUGGUGUGCCGGACUCUGGGACUGAGGGAGACGUGGUUCUUCGGACUCCGGUACGACAUGAAGGACGCCGUCGCUUGGCUGAAAAUGGAAAAGAAGGUCCUGGAUCAGGAAGUACCGAAGGAGGAACCCAUCACCUUGCACUUCCUGGCCAAGUUUUACCCUGAAAAUGCCGAGGAGGAGCUAGUGCAAGACAUCACGAAGCAUCUCUUCUUCCUGCAGGUGAAGAAGAAGAUCCUUGAGGAGGACAUUCACUGUCCACCUGAGGCCUCUGUGCUGCUGGCCUCCUACGCCGUCCAUGCCAAGUACGCAGGCUACGACCCCGAUGUCCACAAGCCGGGCUUCCUGGCCGAGGAGGAGCUGCUUCCAAAGAGGGUGAUCAACUUGUACCAGAUGACGGCAGAGAUGUGGGAGGAGAGGAUCACGACGUGCUACGCGGAGCAUAGGGGCAGGACGAGGGAUGAAGCCGAGAUGGAGUAUUUAAAAAUAGCUCAGGACCUGGACAUGUAUGGCGUCAAUUACUUUUCAAUCCGGAACCAAAAGGGGACGGAUCUUCUCCUGGGAGUGGACGCCCUGGGUCUCCACAUCUACGAGGCGGGCAACAGGCUGACGCCCAAGUGCUCCUUCCCCUGGAACGAGAUCCGCAACAUCUCCUACAGCGACAAGGAGUUCACCAUCAAACCCGUGGACAAGAAAACCAACACCUUCAAGUUCAACUCCCCGCGGCUCAGAGUCAACAAGUUGAUCCUCCAGUUGUGUAUGGGGAACCACGACCUGUUCAUUCGCCGCCGCCGGGUGGACUCGCUUGAAGUGCAGCAGAUGAAGUCUCAGGCCAGAGAGGAGAGGGCCAGGAAGCAGGUGGAGAGGCGGCGUCUGCAGAGGGAGAAGCAGCUGCGCGAGGAGGCGGAGAGAGCCAGGGACGAGCUGAAGAGGAGGCUGAUCCAGCUGCAGGACGAGGCUCACAUGGCCAACGACGCGCUGGCGCGCUCGGAGCAGGCGGCCGACCUGCUGGCCGAGAAGGCCCAGGUCGCCGAGGAGGAGGCCAAGCUGCUGGCCCUGAAAGCCGCCGAGGCCGAGGCGGAGACGGAGCGCGUCAAAGUCACCGCCAUCCGUGGGCAGGAGGAGCGGCGGCUCCUGGAGCAGAAGAUGCUGGAGGCGGAGAUGCUGGCCCUCAAGAUGGCCGAGGAGUCGGAAAGGAGGGCCCUGGAGGCUGAGCAGCUGAAGCAGGACCUGCAGGAAGCCAAGGAGUCGGAGUGCAGGGCAAAGCACAAGCUGCUGGAGAUUACCAGCCGGACCGUCUCCGCGGCCUCUGGACCGCAGUCUGACAGCAUGCCCCCGGACCUGAGCUUCAGCAGAGAGAACCUCAGCUUUGACUUUAAGGACACCGACAUGAAACGCCUCUCCAUGGAGAUCGAGAAGGAGAAGGUGGAGUACAUGGAGAAGAGCAAGCACCUGCAGGAGCAGCUGAACGAGCUGAAGACGGAGAUUGAAAGUCUGAAGAUGAAAGAGAGGGAGACUCCACUGGACGUCAUCCACAACCAGAACUCCGAGCAGGGGACCAGCAGGCACAGCAACUUUAAGAAGCUAACUCUACAGAGCACCAAGUCCAAGGUGGCCUUCUUUGAGGAACUUUGAACGACACGGCCUGUGGGUGGCGGCGACGCAGAACCUCUCAAUCCGACCUGGUCGUAGAAAACUACGAGACCGAACGCUCCGCCUCCUGGGAAACCACCGGGAAAACCACCACAAAACCACCACAAAACCACCAGGAAAACCACCACAAAACCACCACUGCCUUCUUUUGCAGCGCACUGACAACGUGUGUUUACAGUAGUUGGGGGUGUGAAAUAGAGGACGUUCUCUGUGAAUGUUUCAAAAUGAACUCCGAGUGGGUUUUAUUCAUGUCACAGAACAAAGAUGAGCAAGAAAUAAACUGAAAAUGCUCUUUGACUGCUCCAGUUCCACUGUUGCUCUAAUCAGACACUAUCUGUGCAGUUUAAAAUGGUUAUUACAUAAUGUCCAAACGGGGCGACCUACAUUAUUUGACUGUAAAACCGCUUUGAAAUUCAAAGCAGAAUGAUGGAAUUAUUAAUGUGUUAAUGUGUUGCCUUUUACUGACUCACAUGUUUGAUAACCACUUGUUAUCGGAAGCCACAAACGGACCACAGCCAUUUAUUAUCGUCUCUGGCAGGUCGAACACUUUGAAUAGUGAACCGGGCUCCGCUCUGUGAGUGACAGGUGAACUUUGAUCCUCACGUGAGAGCAUCCAUCGUCCAUCUCACGGAUCCCUUUUUUUUCUUUUCGCGAAGACAACCACUUUCCCGAAAAACAUGAAUUUGCAUCAGUUUUGAAUUAAUGUGUCUUUUUGAAUUAAUGUUCUCUUUCCCCCUGAAAGCAAUUUAUUUUAGAAGUGACAAGGUGAGGAAAAAAAUAUAUAUUUUCAUUUUCUUUUUGAUUGCAUUUAACAAGGGAAGUAAGCAGUAUUUACUUGAAGCUUUGGGUGAAGUUACACUACCUUGUAUUACUGUGUACCAUAUAUGUAUGUUUUAAAUAUAAAAUAAAUGAGUGUUCAGUCCGGUGCUGUGAGGAGAACAAGAACCCGAAUCCCCGUCAUGUGGAGGAUGUAAAUGGGAGGAACCACAUAUUUGACCAUUUAUCCAUUCUAUGCAUCUAAAGAAUGAUGCAGAAGGAUGCGAUGCUUUAAGAUCACAAAUGGCCGAUCCUACUUUUCUGCAAACAACCGGCUUUCCGGUCACGUAACAACCCUUGUGCUCCGUCGCCGACGCCACCGUGUUUCUAUUCACGUGCCUCAUCAGCUGUGUCCUCCCGUGGCGUCAAACUCCACGGACUUAACCAUCCAUUGUGGGUUUUAUCUGCACCAGCUCUGGCGGAGCUUGCUUUUUUUUUCUUUCUUUGGGCUUAUCAAGCGCUUCCUCAAAUCUACGCACCAGCUAAUCUCCUCCCACCCUACACCUUCCUUAAAAAUAGCCCAGCUCGGAAUACCUUUUUGCAUUUUGUAACCUCUCCUAAAAUGGUUUAAAUGUCAUUGCUUGCUGCAAUCACAACUCUCACUCGCAGUUUCUGUCAAGCGGCUCAUGUAACAUCCAUCAAGUGACUUCAAUCAUCCAUCUUGUGCUUCAUAAAGGUUG
Pungitius pungitius (ninespine stickleback) is the source of this 3342-nucleotide messenger RNA. It is a transcript of the gene nf2a, whose product is annotated as NF2, moesin-ezrin-radixin like (MERLIN) tumor suppressor a. Gene Ontology annotation, cellular component: plasma membrane; adherens junction; apical part of cell. The record is from RefSeq and is a predicted model, not a curated record. The transcript has 17 exons. Gene Ontology annotation, biological process: regulation of gliogenesis; negative regulation of cell population proliferation; regulation of organelle assembly. Gene Ontology annotation, molecular function: actin binding; integrin binding. Bases 53 to 1828 code for a protein of 591 amino acids. Lineage: Eukaryota; Metazoa; Chordata; Actinopteri; Perciformes; Gasterosteidae.